Molecule: messenger RNA, 3002 nt
Organism: Alligator mississippiensis (American alligator)
Lineage: Eukaryota; Metazoa; Chordata; Crocodylia; Alligatoridae
Exons: 3
Coding region: 89-1780 (563 amino acids)
Source: RefSeq, a predicted model, not a curated record
AGAUAAGAGCAUGGGUGCAAUGAUGCUAUCUAUGUAGAGGCAGGGGUGUGGGGGGUGUGGUACUAAAGGCCCAUCUACAUAGAGCUGGAUGCAGAUUUGUCCAAAGGGGAACAGGAGAAGGGCUGAAAAGCAGAAAGGGGGAAGGACCGAGAGAGAGAAGGCUACUGGAGGAGGUGAAGUCAGUGAGAAAAGGGAGAGGAGUCAUCAGAAGGCAGCAAUGACACUCUUCAAGACUGCCCCUGUAGUCCACAUCUUCAGCAGCCGUGAUGGGGACAUCAUCGUCCGCUCUGACCUUGGUUGCUACCUGCUCCUUUCUGCCCUCCCCACCUCACCCUGCCUCAAGACGCACCUCUUGCACCCCUCCCUUCGUGGUGGGGACCACUACUUCGGCUCCUGUUGGCACUCCUCCCUAUAUGUUAUCCAUGGCAAUAUGUAUGUGGAGGCCACAGACCUGAGUGAGGGGCCAGUCACACAGGCCCAACAGCUCCACCCCACAUGCCGUGGGGGGUGCCGGUACUUUGCCAUCCCUGAAGGGUUCCUCAUUGCUUUCCCAGAUACUGUGCGGCUUGUGAAGAACCUGAAAACUGGGCAGCAAGCUGCUGACCAGGCUCUGAAACUGCCCCAGCGACCUGAAGAACAUGGAGUCCUAAGUUAUCUUUACUGGUAUGUCCCGGACUACGUCAACAACAGCUUCUUCUCUUUGCACCCACGUGUGAUGGACUUCCUCCCUGGGGAACUCGGCCAAGCCCAAGGCACCUGGGAGCUCAUUAAGGCCCUCCACAAGAACUCUGACUCCCUCAUCAGCCAGUCUUUCAAGGCAGCAAUGCCACCCUCCAAGACUGCCCCUGUAGUCCACAUCUUCAGCAGCCAUGAUGGGGACAUCAUCGUCCGCUCUGACCUUGGUUGCUACCUGCUCCUUUCUGCCCUCCCCACCUCACCCUGCAUCAAGAUGCAACCCUUGCACCCAUCCCUUCAUGGUGGGGACUACUACUUCGGCUCCUGUUGGCACUCCUCCCUAUAUGUUAUCCAUGGCAAUAUGUAUGUGGAGGCCACAGACCUGAGUGAGGGGCCAGUCACACAGGCCCAACAGCUCCACCCCACAUGCCGUGGGGGGCACCGGUACUUUGCCAUCCCUGAAGGGUUCCUCAUUGCCUUCCCAGAUACUGUGCGGCUUGUGAAGAACCUGAGAACUGGGCAGCAAGCUGUUGACCAGGCUCUGAAACUGCCCCAGCAACCUGAAGAACAUGGAGUCCUAAGUUAUCUUUACUGGUAUGUCCCAGACUACGUCAACAACAACUUCUUCUCUUUGUACCCAGACGUGAUGGACUUCCUCCCUGGGGGACUCGGCCAAGCCCAAGGCACCUGGGAGCUCAUUAAGACCCUCCACAAUAACUCUAACUGCCUCAUCAGCCAGUCUUUCAAGGUACUCUGCAAGAUGGGCUUCGCACAAGAGAUAUUGGCCAAAGUUGGGCAUGACUGGAACAUUUCUUUGCCAGGUUGUGAUGAGCCAGAAGCCCUGGGCAUGAUUCUGGCCAAAGCCCAGUUCUCCUUGCCGGCUCAGUACGGUGGGUUGGGGCUCAACACAGAGCAAGAAGACUGGGCCCACCUUAGGGAGGAGGAAAAGAUCCUCAAGCUUUCAAUGAAACCCCAACAGAAGGCCUACAUAUGGCAGUAUCAGCUUAGCCUGGACAACAAAAUCAUUUUGUUCUGUCAUGAUCUCCAGGUGACCCAUGAUCCCAGAGCACCAUUGGAGGUGCCCCUAUCUUCUUCAUCUUCUUAGCCCCACCCUGGGACCUCUUGGUGUGGCUUGAGUGACAUUCAGCUGUGCUGUGUGAGAAGUAACACCUGUUGGUCAUAACUCAAAAAUUAGUCCUUGAGAAGCAAGCCUGAGAAUCAGAUCCUUUUGGGUUCUUUGGGAAGAGGAAAGCUCUUUGAGUGCAGGAGGAGCCUUUUCCUGCUACACAUAAGUGGCCUUUCAGCUGCAAUCAUUGCUAACUUGCACCUUUUGCACUGUCAUGGUUUGGAAAGCCAAUAAGGAGGAGUUGGAGGUCACUUCAGAACCAGAAAAUUGCCACACAUUGACCCUAAGACUGGGUUAUCUUUUAUCAGACAUGGACAGUGUGUCCUGGACUCUGAAUAUCCCACUGUGGCUAUUACUAUUACUUGCAGGGCUAUGUGACUGUGAAACACAGCUAGAACUGAAUUAAAUGACUUCUUGUCUCCGCUUGCUUCCUGGGGGCACAUGCACUGGGCCAGGAGCAAGGAGAUGCGUGAGUUAUCAAACUACUUCUGUCUGUUUGUGGUGUAGUUUGUGCUCCCUGCGUAGAGGUCACAGGCAUUGAAACUGGCACUCUGAACACAAAAGCAGCCCCCCUGCCCCAAAUCCCACCCAGGCUGCUUGUCAAACAAGGCUACAGUUUCAAGCUGCAGAAGAUAACAACGUACUCCUGUUGCUCGCUUCUGUUAGCUUUGCCUGUCUGUACCAUAGCAGGUGGGACAGGGUUUGAACCUGCAUUUCUACCACAGCUGGCACAAUGAGCCCCUAGACUAGGUCUGAGUUGUUACUAUAAUGCAAAUCACAUUGAAAAAUGACGACAGUGAGGAUUGAAGCCCUAAGCUAAAGACAUUGGUAGAGGACUGAUGUGUUGCAAGCAUUGAAACAAGGCGCCUGCCAGUUCCAAGCCAUCCAAAGCUGAAACCAGCUUUCACCCUCAGGAAAAGCAGAAUCACUGGAUGGCCUUGACAAUCCCCAGUGUGCGAUGGUAAAUCCUGAGAUUAUAUUCAGUUUUGAAAACCCUGGAUCAUCAUUAAAUAUCUCCAGACUGCAUCUUUACAUCGGCCAGUUGUGUUUGAAAGUCCUGUGGAUGGGACUGAUGAGCCCAACAUUGUAUUGGGCAAGUGAGACUUGUGUGUGUCAAUCAUUAGAUUGUGUUUGCAAAUUGUGAGAUAUUCAAAACAAAGCAAAUCAAAAUAAAAAGACACGUUGGUUUUGGGAUUCUCGC